Molecule: messenger RNA, 758 nt
Organism: Momordica charantia (bitter melon)
Lineage: Eukaryota; Viridiplantae; Streptophyta; Magnoliopsida; Cucurbitales; Cucurbitaceae
Source: RefSeq, a predicted model, not a curated record
UUUUACUUCCUUUUUUAAAAAACAGUGAAAAGAAAAGUCGGAUUGUGGAAUGUGAGCCACACGUUGCAGAAGAAAUCGAGCCCUCCCUCAUCUUCUCAUUUCGCAUUAGGAAACGAGCGAAAAGGAGAAGAAGAAUCAGGAUGCGGUCGGCGGCGCCAUUUCCCGGCCACCACAACAUCGCAUCAUCUCCGCCUCCGCCUCCGACGCCGACGCCGACGCCGGUCGCCGUCGCCGCCUUCUUGACGCCUCCAUCGAGAUCGAAUUUGAGACCGCUUCCGGCGGCACAUUCGCGGCUGGAAUCGAGGAGAUCGAAACUCAGCGUUUGGGCAGCGGCAGUUCCAAAUCAACGGCCUCUGGAUCUGACGGAGGAGAACGUGAUAGAGGCACUGGUGGACGCUCGGUUGGAGCUGGCGCAAAUCUUCGACGCCUCCGAGUGGUAGAACUGGCAGAACUGGACGGACCUUUUGUGAAGAUUAGUCUGAGAGGCCGAUUUUGGCACAAACGCUCCACUGUUGUGGCUCGUGUGGGCAACUAUCUGAAGAACAGAAUACCUGAAAUUUUGGAGGUGGAAAUAGAAGAGGAGAGCCAACUGGAUGAUAGCCCUGCAAGCUUUUAGUUAAAACCAUUUCAAAUGUAGAAAAAUUAAGAUAAAACAUUCCAAUGUUCUUUGUGAGCUGCGUAGAACCUUUCUCCUUGUUUGAAAUUUGAAUCUAUAUAAUAUAAAAUUCCUAUCAUAGGAUCAAGAUAGUCAAAACUUA